Theobroma cacao (cacao) is the source of this 2549-nucleotide messenger RNA. Its product is annotated as vacuolar-sorting receptor 3. NCBI's taxonomy places the organism in Eukaryota, Viridiplantae, Streptophyta, Magnoliopsida, Malvales, Malvaceae. Gene Ontology annotation, molecular function: calcium ion binding. The record is from RefSeq and is a predicted model, not a curated record.
UCUUCACCCCCCCCCCCCCCCUCCCCAAAAAAAAAAAAACCCUCAGACAGAGAAACAGAACUACUCAUUUCUUUCAUGUUUUUCUUACACGAUCUUCUUCUUCUUCUUCACUAUCUUCCUUAAGUUGAUCUACCCAAAUCCCUCAAAACCCCACGUGUCAAAAAAUAAAAGAUGGAGCUACGAAGGUUUUUGCUUGUAGGGUUUGUGUUGUUGUCUGUGAUAGGGAACUGUUAUGCGAGAUUUGUGGUGGAAAAGAACAGCUUGAUGGUGACGUCGCCGGAGAAGAUUAAGGGGACUCAUGAUAGUGCGAUUGGGAACUUUGGAAUACCUCAAUAUGGGGGAAGCAUGGCUGGUGCUGUGAUUUACCCUAAGGAGAACCGAAAGGGUUGCAAGGGUUUUGAUGAGUUUGGGAUUUCCUUUCAAUCCAAGCCUGGUGCUCUUCCUACUUUUGUUUUGCUCGAUCGUGGAGAUUGCUUCUUUGCUUUAAAGGUUUGGAAUGCACAGAAGGCUGGUGCUUCUGCAGUUCUUGUUGCAGAUGAUAUUGAAGAAGCAUUAAUAACCAUGGACACGCCUGAAGAGGAUACUUCAUCUGCCAAAUACCUUGAAAAUAUAACGAUCCCAUCUGCCCUUAUUGAAAAAACUUUUGGUGAAACUCUUAAGAAAGCAAUCAGUGGUGGGGAAAUGGUCAAUGUUAAUCUCGAUUGGCGAGAGGCUGUUCCACACCCUGAUGAUCGUGUGGAGUAUGAGUUAUGGACCAACAGCAAUGAUGAAUGUGGAGUUAAGUGUGAUAUGCUGAUGGAAUUUGUGAAGGAUUUCAAGGGUGCUGCACAGAUACUUGAAAAAGGUGGCUAUACUCAAUUUACACCCCAUUAUAUAACUUGGUACUGCCCUCAGGCUUUCACCCUUAGCAGACAGUGCAAAUCCCAAUGCAUCAACCAUGGAAGAUAUUGUGCACCUGAUCCUGAACAAGAUUUUAGCUCAGGUUAUGACGGGAAAGAUGUAGUUCUUGAAAACCUAAGACAGCUAUGUGUUUUCAGAGUGGCAAAUGAGACCAAUAAGCCUUGGUUGUGGUGGGACUAUGUCACAGAUUUUCAAAUAAGAUGCCCCAUGAAGGAGAAAAAAUAUAACAAGGAAUGUGCCGAUGAUGUUAUCAAAUCUCUUGGUCUCGAUGGCAAGAAUAUUGAAAAGUGUAUGGGAGACCCUUAUGCUGAUGCAGAUAAUCCUGUUCUGAAAGAAGAACAAGAUGCCCAAGUGGGGAAAGGAUCUAGGGGUGAUGUUACCAUAUUGCCUACACUUGUUGUCAACAAUCGACAAUAUCGAGGAAAGCUGGCCAAAGGUGCUGUUCUGAAGGCCAUCUGUUCUGGUUUCGAGGAGACUACUGAACCGGCCGUUUGCUUGAGUGGUGAUGUGGAGACGAAUGAAUGCUUGGAAAACAAUGGUGGUUGUUGGCAAGAUAAAAUAGCCAAUCUCACAGCCUGCAAGGAUACAUUUCGAGGGAGGGUCUGUGAAUGUCCCUUGGUUGAUGGUGUGCAAUUCAGAGGAGAUGGUUACAGCCACUGUGAAGCUAGUGGGCCUGGAAGGUGCAAGAUUAAUAAUGGAGGUUGUUGGCAUGGAUCACGAGAUGGACACGCAUACUCUGCUUGUUUGGGUAUUGGAGAUAGUAAAUGCCAAUGUCCUCCAGGGUUUAAGGGUGAUGGUGUCAAAAGUUGUGAAGAUGUUGAUGAAUGCAACGAGAAGAAAGCCUGCCAGUGCCCUGAAUGUAGCUGCAAAAAUACCUGGGGAAGCUAUGAGUGCACUUGCAGUGGAGAUCUUUUAUAUAUCAGGGACCAUGAUACCUGCAUAAGUAAGAGUGGCACUGAAGUAAGAUCAGCAUGGGCUGCUGUUUGGGUCAUUGUGAUCGGCUUGGCAAUGGCUGCUGGUGGGGCUUAUCUCGUUUACAAAUAUAGAUUAAGGUCAUACAUGGAUUCAGAAAUCAGAGCUAUAAUGGCACAGUACAUGCCGCUGGAUAGUCAAGCUGAAGUUCCAAAUCAUGUAAGUGAAGAUCGAGCGUGAAGAAGGAAAACUCCAAUAUUUUCAAGGAGUUCUGAUCAUGCAGGGUUGAUGUGGUUCUUGUUAUACCCUUAUUCGAUUGAAUUUCAAGCAUGGAUGUUAUUGGUAUGUAAAAUAUAUCAAACAAUAAAGAAAUGCAGAUUAGAAGUGGGUAUUUGUUCAUUAUAACAGUAACAUGCUGCAAAAGUUGAGAGUAGGGGAUCGACUUCAGCCAUGAUCAGGGGCAGAUCAUAUUCAUAUGGGAUCUGGCCGUAGCAUCUAAGAAUUUCGUUUCCAGCUUCUAUGUAUCCCGAUAAUCUUUGCCCCAUAAUUUAUAUGGCAAUUCUGUAAUUCGUUUAAUGCCUUUUAGGUGAGCUGAACUCUUUCUUCUUACCGUAUUUUGUUUUUGAACUUUUUGAGGGCUCUAAACUGUGCGUAUUGUUACUGUGGAUCUCAAGCUGUAGAGUGUAAACCAUAUUCAUUUUCUUGUAGAGUGUAACUUGGUGUUAGACUUGUGGAUC